AUUUUGUCUUAAUUCUUCAUGUUGAUCACAUAAUAUUAAAUUAUGAUCAAAAAUAUGCAAGAACAAUUUUUGACAAGUAGACUGUUAGUGUAUCAAUUUAAAUUUUAAAUCAUCCACAUAUUUGUGCCUUAAAGGUGAAACCGCACUAGGCGUAACUACACUAAAACGCAACAGAGCGACGCGACACGCCAGAAUUAUUAUUUGUGUGACAUUGUAUGGGCCAAACCGUAUUACGCGACAGCAAAACUACACGACAGUGAAGUUACGCCUAGUGCGGUCUUACCUUUAGUCGUGUUCGAGCAGGUAUAUAUAUCGAUAGUACAUGAGUGACUUUGUGAGUAAUUGUGACUACUAAAAAUGACAUCACAACGCCGCCGUAAAGCAUUUACUGUUGAGGAAAAAGAGGCAAUAAUAAGCAGAUUAGAAAAAGGCGAAUCAAACUCACGAAUUGCAAAGGAAUUUGGGGUCAGCCAUUCAACAAUAUCGACGAUUUUCAAAAACAAGAAACUGAUUAAGAAAUCGUACAAUUUAAAUGUUUUAAAAUCAAAGAGGCUUCGGAAAUCCUCAUAUGAAAAAGUAGACCAAGCAUUAUUUCAGUGGAUUAAAAUCAGAAAAAAUAAGGGUGUACCCAUCAGCGGUUCCAUGUUACAGGAAACGGCGAACAUUUUUGCUAUGCAUUUUGGGAUUGUCGAUUUCAAUUGCUCUGCAAGCUGGAUAUGCCGUUUUAAAGUUCGGCAUAACAUUAUCAUGGGUAAAAUCACUAGCGAAACAGCGCAUGUUGAUAAUAAUGGAAGUUCUUCCACAAACUGGUUGACUCUUUGGCCGGAUCUACGACGAACAUUUUCUGAUGACGAAAUUUUUAAUGCUUAUGAAACUGGACUGUUUUACAAUUCAAUGCCGCACCAUACUUUAACAUUAAAGGGUGCGAAUUGCAGCGAGGGUGAGAUGUCGAGUUGCAGGUUCACUGUUAUGAUAGCAGCUAAUAUGAGCGGUACGGAGAAAAAGAAAUUGCUCGUUAUUGGAAAAUCAAAGCCUUUCGCAGGUGGUGCCGAAUCGUUAUCUGUAGAUUAUGCACAAAAUAGUAGAGCUUGGAUGACUUCAGACAUUUUCGAAAAAUGGCUUCUGGAUUGGGAUCUGCAUUUGGGAAAAAAGGGGAAAAAGAUUUUAUUGCUAGUGGACGAUCGCUUGGUGCAUUCUAAUGUUACUGGUUUAAAGUCUAUAUCACUCACUUUCGUACCAUCGUCGACAGCCUUACAGCCAAUGGAGCUAGGAGUAAUACAGUCAUUCAAAACUAAUUUUAGAAAGAAUUUUGUGCUUCAAAUGUUAAAUUAUCUCGAUAAUAAUAAAAUCCUCGUUAAAAAUAUCAAGACUCAAGACGCGAUUCUAAUGGCUAAUGAUGCCUGGAAAAAAUUGUCACAAUCUACUAUUCAGAACAGUUUUGAGCGUGCAGGCUUCAAUAGGAACCAUGAUAGGUGGCCAGUUCAAAUAGAACAAAAUGUAUUAGAAGAAAAUGACGUCCCCUUUUCCUCAUGGAUACGAAAUCUUAAUUUAAAUUCAAUCGCACCACCUGGUUUGUGGGAAGAUUAUGUUAAUAUUGAUAGUUCUCUCGUCACAUCUAAAGGGCACAUUAAUAAUAUCCUACCAUUCCUAUCGACCAGCAAAACAGAAGGACAUGGAACUGAUUACUAACCUCAGCAACCUACAGAAGUAGAAGCAUUGAAAGCUAAACAAACAUGUUUCCAAAACAACAUUUCAGAAUGAUAAUGUGACCAUGGUCCAUGGCCGAUGUCUUAUUCGCACAAUAGUGUUAACGACUGCUGUAUGAAAUAACGCAAAGAAAGCAAGCAAAUCAAUGUUUAUACUUUAAAAUUUGGGCGGAAAAUAGGAACUCUCGAAACUUCAGAAAAGUUUAUUUUCGUCUUCUGCGCUCUAGUCCCUUCCUCGAAGUAAGACAAAACAAAAUAAGUAUUAAGGAAAAGUUGCUUAAUAAUUUAAAAUAAAUAAAGUCACAUUAACCGAGAUUAGAAUUUGAUUUGAGCAUUUUGUGUCCU
Molecule: messenger RNA, 2051 nt
Organism: Aricia agestis (brown argus)
Lineage: Eukaryota; Metazoa; Arthropoda; Insecta; Lepidoptera; Lycaenidae
Product: tigger transposable element-derived protein 4-like
Exons: 2
Coding region: 358-1689 (443 amino acids)
Cellular component (GO): nucleus
Molecular function (GO): DNA binding
Source: RefSeq, a predicted model, not a curated record